Eurypyga helias (sunbittern) is the source of this 3108-nucleotide messenger RNA. RefSeq names its product RAS protein activator like 2 (gene RASAL2). The annotation marks the transcript as partial. Gene Ontology annotation, biological process: regulation of GTPase activity. The transcript has 13 exons. Lineage: Eukaryota; Metazoa; Chordata; Aves; Eurypygiformes; Eurypygidae. The record is from RefSeq and is a predicted model, not a curated record.
UUCAGUAAACGUCUGAAAGGGUCCAUCAAGAGGACAAAGAGUCAGUCGAAGCUGGACAGGAACACGAGUUUCCGUCUCCCAUCUCUCCGCAAUGCUGAUGACAGGCCAUGUGGGUUGCCAAAGCUGAAAGAGUCGCGUUCCCAUGAGUCCCUACUGAGCCCAGGCAGUGCCGUGGAGGCCCUGGAUCUUGGGUCAGAAGAAAAAGUCUUUGUCAAGCCACUGCACAGCAGUAUCCUCGGACAAGACUACUGCUUUGAGGUAACCUACUCCAGUGGCAGUAAAUGCUUCAGUUGUUCCUCUGCAGCAGAGAGGGACAAGUGGAUGGAAAACCUACGCCGAACAGUGCAGCCGAAUAAGGACAACUGCCGUCGAGCUGAAAAUGUGCUCCGUCUCUGGAUCAUUGAGGCAAAGGACCUGGCCCCCAAGAAGAAAUACUUCUGCGAGCUGUGCCUUGAUGACACUCUCUUUGCCCGCACCACCAGCAAAACGAAAGCGGAUAACAUCUUCUGGGGAGAGCACUUUGAGUUCUACAGCCUCCCACCUCUUCACAGCAUCACGGUGCACAUCUACAAGGAUGUGGAGAAGAAGAAGAAGAAGGACAAGAACAAUUACGUAGGCCUGGUCAACAUUCCCACGGCCAGCGUGACUGGUCGCCAGUUUGUGGAAAAAUGGUACCCCGUCAGCACCCCUACACCCAACAAAGGGAAAUCGGGGGGCCCUUCCAUUCGGAUCAAGUCCCGUUAUCAGACCAUCACCAUCUUGCCCAUGGAGCAAUACAAAGAAUUUGCAGAGUUUGUGACGAGCAACUACACGAUGCUGUGCUCUGUGCUGGAACCCGUCAUCAGCGUGAGGAAUAAGGAGGAGAUGGCUUGUGCGUUGGUGCACAUUCUUCAGAGCACUGGCAGAGCCAAGGACUUCUUGACAGAUUUAGUGAUGUCCGAGGUCGAUCGCUGUGGGGAGCAUGACGUCUUGAUCUUCAGGGAGAACACGCUUGCUACCAAAGCUAUUGAGGAAUACCUGAAGUUGGUGGGGCAGAAGUAUCUCCACGACGCACUAGGCGAGUUUAUCAAGGCUUUGUACGAGUCAGAUGAAAACUGUGAAGUAGAUCCCAGCAAAUGUUCAUCCAGUGAAUUGACAGAUCAUCAGAGCAACCUGAAAAUGUGCUGUGAGCUGGCCUUCUGCAAGAUUAUCAAUUCCUACUGCGUAUUCCCUCGUGAGCUGAAGGAGGUAUUUGCAUCUUGGAAGCAGCAGUGCCUGAGCAGGGGCAAGCAGGACAUCAGCGAACGCCUGAUCAGUGCCUCCCUCUUCCUCCGCUUCCUCUGCCCCGCCAUCAUGUCCCCCAGCCUCUUCAGCCUCAUGCAGGAGUAUCCUGACGACCGGACCUCUCGCACACUCACGCUCAUUGCUAAAGUCAUUCAGAAUCUCGCCAAUUUUGCUAAGUUUGGUAAUAAGGAAGAGUACAUGGCCUUCAUGAAUGACUUCUUGGAACACGAAUGGGGAGGAAUGAAGCGUUUUCUCCUGGAGAUCUCUAAUCCAGAUACCAUCUCAAACAUGCCUGGAUUUGAGGGCUACAUCGACCUGGGCAGAGAGCUCUCCGUUUUGCAUUCCCUCCUAUGGGAGGUUGUGUCCCAGCUUGAUAAGGCGACCGUGGCAAAACUGGGACCUCUUCCUCGUAUUCUUGCCGAUAUCACCAAAUCAAUGACCAACCCUACGCCGAUACAGCAGCAGCUGAGGCGUUUCACUGAGCACAGCUCUAGUCCAAACGUCAGUGGCAGUCUCUCCUCAGGGCUUCAGAAGAUAUUUGAGGACCCCACUGAUGGUGACAUGCAUAAGCUGAAGUCUCCAACCCAGGAAAACGUAGACGGAUAUUUUAGGGGCAAGACCUUACUGUUGGUUCAGCAAGCAUCCACCCAGAGCAUGACCUACUCGGAUAAGGAUGAACGGGAAAGCGUCUUACCCAAUGGACGCAGCGUCUCUCUCAUGGACCUUCAAGAUCCUCACACGGCUCACAGCGACCACGCUUCUGUUCUGCACGACGUGCCUUUGCGCCUGGCCGGCAGCCAGCUCUCCAUCACGCAGGUCGCCAGCAUCAAGCAGCUGUGGGACACUCAGAGCACGCCCCAGAGCGCUCCCCAGGUGAGGAGGCCCCUGCACCCGGCUCUGAACCAGCAGGGCAGCCUCCAGCCUCUGUCCUUCCAAAACCCCGUGUACCACCUCAACAACCCAACCCCGCCGAUGCCGAAGGCCUCCGUGGACUCCAGCCUGGAGAACCUGAGCACGGCCAGCUCCCGGAGCCGAAGCAACAGCGAAGACUUCAAACUCAGCGGCCCCAGCAACAGCAGCAUGGAGGACUUCACCAAGCGCAGCACGCAGAGCGAGGACUUCUCCCGGCGCCACACGGUCCCGGACAAGCACGUCCCCAUCGCGCUGCCCCGCCAGAACAGCAGCAGCCAAGCCCAGAUCCGCAAAAUGGACCAAACCGGGCUGGGCGCCAGGGCCAAGGCCCCGCAGUCCCUGCCGCACAGCGCUUCCUUGCGGAGCACGGGCAGCAUGUCUGCCGCGUCGGGGGCCGUGGGGACCGAGCCUGUUCAGAACGGGAGCCGGUCCCGGCAGCAGUCAUCAUCCUCAAGAGAGAGCCCUGUGCCGAAGGUGAGGGCAAUCCAGAGACAGCAAACGCAGCAGGUCCAGUCUCCUGUGGACUCUGCCACGAUGUCACCAGUGGAGAGGACAGCUGCCUGGGUUCUCAACAACGGGCAGUAUGAAGAAGUGGAGGAGGACGCAGACCAGAACGCAGAUGAAGUCAAGCAUGCUGAGAAGUAUGAGCAAGAGAUCGCGAAGCUGAAGGAGCGCCUGAAGGUGUCGAGCCGCCGGCUGGAGGAAUACGAGCGGCGGCUCCUGGUGCAGGAGCAGCAAAUGCAGAAGCUGCUGCUGGAGUACAAGUCUCGGCUGGAAGACAGCGAGGAGAGACUGCGCAGGCAGCAGGAGGAGAAGGACAGCCAGAUGAAAAGCAUCAUCAGCAGACUCAUGGCAGUUGAAGAGGAGCUGAAGAAGGAUCAUGCAGAGAUGCAAGCUGUCAUCGAUGCAAAGCAGAAAAUCAUCGAUGCACAG